Messenger RNA from Serendipita indica DSM 11827, 285 nucleotides. The record is from the annotation of a GenBank genome assembly. NCBI's taxonomy places the organism in Eukaryota, Fungi, Basidiomycota, Agaricomycetes, Sebacinales, Serendipitaceae.
AUGUCCCAGAUACCGUUGAAGAUUUCCCAAACGGCCGCAGACAAACCGGAUGUCGGGGCAAUUCGAGGAGAUGUUGUCACUAUCAUCAUGUACCAUGUCAAGGUGCAAUUUUGGUCUCUUCUAAGGGCUUACUGGUUCUUCUACUUCAUUACUGGCUAUCUUAGCAUCUGGAUCGAACUCAACUUGUAUGUCUGGGUGAUUACAGGAAGUUUUCCACUGCAAUUAUUCGCAUCGACGUCGACAGGGGUGGCCUUGCUACCCAUAGGGCUCUUCUGGCUAGGAUGA